Messenger RNA from Daldinia loculata, 7896 nucleotides. RefSeq names its product putative polyketide synthase. Lineage: Eukaryota; Fungi; Ascomycota; Sordariomycetes; Xylariales; Hypoxylaceae. The record is from RefSeq and is a predicted model, not a curated record. Gene Ontology annotation, molecular function: phosphopantetheine binding; oxidoreductase activity; fatty acid synthase activity. The coding region runs from base 1 to 7896 and encodes 2631 amino acids. Gene Ontology annotation, biological process: secondary metabolite biosynthetic process; fatty acid biosynthetic process. The transcript has 9 exons.
AUGCCUUCUCUUGGUCACAACCAGAGGAGCAGCAUAUUAUCUGCUGCUCCGUACGAAGAUGCCGUCAUGCCAGUCGCUAUCAUUGGGAUAUCAGGGCGCUUUCCUGGUGACGCAGAAAACCCGCAGAAACUCUGGGAUAUGAUAUCCGAGGGCAGAAGUGCUGCUUCUAGGAUUCCACCUGACCGAUUCAAUAUCGACGCAUUCUAUCAUCCAAGCACGGAACGCUAUGGGACUAUGAAUUUCAAAGAAGCUCAUUUCAUGAAGAGAGAUAUAUCAGCAUUUGACGCCCCCUUUUUUAACAUCCCUGUUGCAGAGGCCAAGGCGAUGGAUCCUCAACAGCGUAUGGCUCUCGAAUGCACAUAUGAAGCAUUAGAGAAUGCCGGAAUUCGCAUGGAAGAUGUAGCAGGGUCUGACACGUCGGUCUAUGUUGGUACAUUCACGAAGGACUAUAACGAUAUGUUGUCGCAUGAUCGCGACAACCUCCCCAUGUACCACGCUACAGGAACAGGCCUUGCUAUGUUGUCAAACAGGGUCUCUUGGUUUUUCAAUAUGAGGGGCCCUUGUAUUAGUAUCGACACUGCUUGCUCAUCGUCAAUGGCAGCCCUUCACCUUGGCUGCCAAAGUCUUCGUACAGGCGAAUCGAAACUGUCUGUUGUCGGUGGAACCAAUUUAAUGAUAAUACCAGAUGUCAUGAGUGGAAUGACUCGACUACAUUUCUUGAGUCCAAAAGGGAAAUCACACUCUUUUGAUCACAAAGCUGAUGGCUAUUCUAGAGGCGAAGGAGCCGGAUUCUGUAUCUUAAAACCACUUCACCUGGCCGUUAGGGAUAAUGAUGUAAUUCGAGGUGUUAUCCGUAACUCGGGGAUUAAUCAAGACGGAAACACUCCUGGAAUUACGUUGCCGUCAGCAGAGGCGCAGGAGACAUUAAUUCGAAAGGUUUAUGCAGACGCCGGCCUGAGUUUAGGGGAUACAACUUAUGUCGAAGCCCAUGGUACUGGAACAGCAGCCGGCGACCCAGUUGAGGCUUCCGCGCUUUCUGCUACUUUUGGAAAAGCUAGAGCCCCUGGGGAUCCCCUUUGGAUAGGGUCUAUAAAAUCAAAUGUUGGACACUUGGAAGGCGGUUCUGGUCUUGUGCAGGUAAUAAAGGGUAUAUUGAUGUUAGAAAAGGGGGAGAUUGCACCGACUAUCUGGUAUGAAAAGCCCAACCCACGAAUUCCGAUGGAAGACUGGAAUCUCGCGAUUCCAACGGAGCUUAUGCCUUGGCCGAAAGACGGACUGCGUCGCAUUAGUAUUAAUUCGUUCGGCUAUGGUGGAACUAAUAGCCACUGCAUAAUUGACGAUGCAUACCAUUACUUGAAAGCCCGGGGUCUAUCUGGAAAUCACAAUGUCCAGGUUCUCAAUAGAUCAUCACCAGCUUCAAGCCCCGAUUCUGGCAUUGACACAACUCAUGAUGUUGACAUGAUGGGCCAGCUUAGCGACGGGACUAAACAGUGGAGAUCUCUGGAAGGACUUUUGGGAGGUCGGUUUGAGUCGAGCCUGUCUCCGGUUCCAAAACUUCUUGUCUGGAGUUCACAUGACCAGGCCGGUAUUUCGCGAAUUUCAAACGGGUAUGGUGCAUACCUCGAUGCCAAACUUAAGGAGACCUCUACUGAAGCAAUCGAGGGGAAUCAUGAUAAAAAGCUCCUUUGUAGACUCGCGCGUACCCUCGCUGGACGACGCAGCAUCCUUCCCUGGAAGUCAUUUAUUAUCGCAACAUCGUGUAAAGAAGCUUCUACAGAAUUAAGAAAACCUCUUAGAAGUGUCCGAUCUAAUAAUACCAAGACCGCACUAGCUUUGGCAUUCGUCUUCACUGGUCAAGGUGCACAGUGGUACGCCAUGGGGCGUGAGCUUCUAGCGCUUCCUGUGUUUAGAGAAAGUCUUGAAGGAGCAGGGAGAUACUUCGUACAAUUGGGAGCGCCUUGGUCACUAAUGACUGAGAUCUGGAAAGACGAGAGCACGUCGAGGUUGGACUCAGCAGACCUUAGCCAGCCUAUAUGUACCGCGCUUCAAGUGGCACUGGUAGACUUGCUGAGGAUGUGGAAGAUCUUCCCUACAGCCGUCGUUGGGCAUUCAAGCGGUGAGAUCGCAGCGGCCUAUGCUAAAGGAGCACUCGCACGCGACGAUGCUUGGGCAAUCGCCUACCACCGCGGCCAUCUCUCGAACUGUAUUCGGGGCUUCGCUCCACAACUACAGGGCUCUAUGCUAGCCGUUGGGCUUGGAAAUAAAGAAGUACGAGAAUAUCUUACACGUGUCACUGAAGGUGAGGCUACUAUUGCCUGUAUCAACAGUCCCUCUAGUGUGACCCUAUCAGGAGACUCCGUAGCCAUAACCCAGCUAGAGAAGCUACUGAAGGACGAUGGUCAUUUCGCAAGGAAGCUAAAAGUGGACGUCGCCUACCACUCGCCACAUAUGCAGGUCAUUGCGGACAAGUACUAUCGAGCUAUUAGUGAAAUCACACCCCUUCCCGAAGGCCGGAGCACGGUGAAGAUGUUUUCAUCUUUGACCGGAAACCUGGCCGAGAAUUCCGAAUUUGGACCUUCGUAUUGGGUAGCUAAUAUGAUCGGCCAAGUCAACUUUACCGGAGCGGUUGAAAGUAUGGUUACUUAUUCGGGAGAAAAUAGUAGGGGGCGGGCAAAAAAGGGGUUUGUCAAGAACUUCAUCGAGCUUGGCCCCCAUUCUGCCCUUAAAGGUCCGUUGGAUCAAAUUCUAGGCCAGGAUACGCUCAAAUCGUACGCGGCGGGCUACACGUACCAAUCGGCAAUUAUAAGAGGCUCAAACGCAUGCGAAACUGCAUUUACCGUCGCGGGCAAAUUGUACCAGUCCGGGUACCCUGCGGACAUUAACGCUGUCAAUGAGCAGAACCCGUCCGAGGACUUUCUGGUCGAUCUACCACCUUUCAGCUGGAACCAUAGUGCUAAGUAUUGGACAGAAUCGUUAUUAUCAAAAGCGCAUAGGUUCCGGGACAGUCCCAGGAAGGAUCUCCUUGGUGUGGCAACUCCCGAGCUUUUGGUUAAUGAACCACGGUUCCGUAAUACUCUUCGGGUAACGGAGGUGCCUUGGAUAGAGCAACAUAAGGUACAAGGCUCUAUACUCUACCCUGCUGCUGGUAUGAUGGUUAUGGCUAUCGAGGCUAUGUUUCAUAACGCUACUAAAGAUCGUGAAAUUGAUAGCUACGAGCUUCGAGAUGUUAUCGUUGGUAAGGCUAUCGUGGUUCCUAAUGAUGAAGACGGUGUCGAGACUAUGCUCUCAAUCAAGCCUCACCGCACUGGAUCGCGAGCUCUCACUUCAACCUGGGAGGAAUUUCAAGUUUAUUCACGCCAAGAAGCAUGGGAACUAAACUGCUCAGGUUUGAUCCGCAUAAACUAUAAAGAGGUUCCCAACGCAUUUUUCCAUGAUGAGGGUGUACUACUUGCAGCGAACCAUGCAGAACAAUACCAUCGCAUCCAAGAAAAACACUCCCGGGCCCAAAAUCCGCGGCAAUUCUACGAGCACCUUGAUUCUAUCGGUCUUCAAUACGGCCCUGUUUUCCAGAACUUAACCGAGAUAAAGAAGGGUAACUUCUGGAGUGUCUGUAAGCUAAGGAUUCCUGACACGAAGAGCCUCAUGCCUCAUAACUUCGAGUAUCCUCACAUUAUCCACCCCGCUACACUAGAUAGUAUGAUCCACAUGGCUUUGCCGUCAUACACCAAGGUGAACGAGGAUAUUACUUCGGCCAUGGUACCGACAAGUAUCAGUCGAUUAAUAGUGUCAGCGGAUGUCCCGAAUCGACCCGGUGUAGUCUUGUCUGGCUACUCUCAACGGAAUAAGUUGGAUUCUGGAGAUGAUGAAUGGUCCAUUUUCGUGGCUGACACUCAGUGGGACAAACCACUUGUCACUUUUGAAGGUAUAAAAUGCGCUGUCGUUCAUGAUGCUAACGAGGACGAUGUCACUCCCGCCCAGUCCCUACAAAAGCUCGCGACGGUCUUCGAAUGGAAACCGGAUGUAUCUCUUCUGGAUCGUCGACAAAUCGAAAAUAUCAGUAUUAAUGCUGCUAAGCAAGUCGUUAACCCCCACCGCAAAAUUCUAGAAGAACUUGAAAUUGCUAGUUUAAUCUAUAUCAAGCGCAUUGUGAACGAGCUCUCUUUACCUGAAGUCGAAGGCCUCGGGUGGAAUCUUAAGCUGUUUUACAACUAUAUGCACAAACGUUAUGAUAUGGGUAAGAAACGCCAGCUCUGCUACCAAACUUCAGACUCCAAUUGGUUGGACUUGGGAGAGAAGGCCGAGUCUGAGCUAUUGGACCGCGUGUCUAAGUCUUCUUCGGAUGGUGCUAUCCUGUGUGCACAUGGCGAACAUCUCCCACAGAUUUUCCGCGGGCAAAUACCGCCUUUGCAAGUUCUGAUGAACAACGACCUUCUUCAUAACUGGUACAAAUAUUCCCUGGGCACAGAGCGGCACAACUGCCAGAUGGCAGCUUAUAUUCAGUUGCUAGCGCAUAAGAAUCCUAACAUGAAUAUUCUCGAAGUAGGCGGGGGUACCGGUGGCGUGAGCUUACCUAUACUUGAAUCACUCGGUGGUUCCCACGAUACCUCGCCGCACUUCACGAAGUAUACCUUCACUGACAUAAGCACCGGUUAUUUCGAAAAGGCUAUCGAGAAGCUGGCAUCCUGGACUCCGUUUAUGGAGUUUAGAAAACUUAACAUUGAACAGGACCCUGCUUCACAAGGAUUCAAGGAGUACACUUACGAUCUGAUCGUCGCGUCGAACGUGCUACAUGCAACGAGAUCUCUCUCACAAACCUUAAAGCAUGUCCAUAAAUUAUUGAAGCCAAAUGGGAAAUUAAUCCUCAGAGAAAUCACGGAACCAGCUGGGAAAAUGAGAACGCACAUGAUUGUGGGUUCACUUGAAGGCUGGUGGUAUGGCGAGGGGGACGGACGUCACGAAGGACCAUGUCUAACCGUAGAUAAAUGGAAUAACCUUAUGCUCGACGUAGGAUUUUCCGGCGUAGAGAUUAACUUCCCAGAUUUCGAAGAGAGUAUAGAUCUGACAAAUUCAGUCAUGGUCACUACUGCCACUGCAUCUAAACCCCUGGAUACAUCGCAAGAAGUCAUGAUCGUUCUACCAACAACUCCCGAGCAGGAGACAUCUAACUUUGCAGAGAAUAUCGCAUCGAAGAUGAGGGGUGCCGGUCGCGACGUGGUAACUAUGAGAUUGCAAAACACAACUGGUGUCAAUGUGAAGAACAAAUCGUGCCUUAUUUUGGUCGAUGUUAAGAGACAUGAAGGCUUCCUUCCAAAUGUAUCCACGGAGGACUGGGAUGCCCUUAAACACCUUCUCUUUUCUUCCCGAACCGCUACAUACGUAACACGGGGCGGUACUGUCGACAGCGAGAACCCUCAGUCUAACCUUAUGACCGGCUUAUCAAGAGUGAUUCGCGCCGAGAAUCCUACUAUUUCUCUUUCUACACUGGAUCUGGACCCUAAUGUUGCAAUCAAUACCGACGAGACGAUCGCUACAGUUAUUAAAGUAUUCACAGCGUUAAUGAAUUCUAAGGGCCUAGAGCGCCCUGAUUGGGAGGUCGCUAUAAGGGAUGGGGUUCCAAUGAUUCAGAGGAUCGUCCUCGAGAGGGGUGUAAAUGAUCUGAUCAAAACAUUACACGUCGCUGCUCAGCCCGAACCAGCCCCUUUCAAGCAAGGGGGUCGCCCGUUAACGCUUCAGAUCGGGUCACCGGGAAGGCUUGAUACGUUGCGAUUCGUGGACGAUCCUACUGCGUUAGUACCGCUUUCUGACUACGGGAUUGAAAUUGAAAUCAAGAGCGCAGGUCUUAACUUCAAGGACGUCAUGAUAGCAAUGGGCCAGCUCUCACAGCAUGAACUCGGCCUUGACGCCAGUGGUGUUGUGAGCCGUGUCGGCCACAAAGUCAAGGCGUUUCGGCCCGGGGACAAGGUGAUGACUUGGAAGAAAGGAACGUUCAGAAAUUACAUCAGAACAGACGAGUCCAUGGUCCAAUUAAUUCCUCAAAACUUCGACUUUAAUGUGGCAGCUUCGGUUCCGCUCGUAUAUAGCACCGCAUACUACGCCCUGGUCAAUGUUGGAAAUAUACAAAAGGGCGAGACGAUCCUGAUCCACAGCGCAGCCGGUGGUUUCGGACAAGCUUCUAUUGCGCUUGCCCAGCACUUUGGCGCCGAGGUCUUUGCCACGGUCUCGUCACGCGAGAAGAAGCAGCUAUUGAUAAAUACGUAUAAUGUUCCCGAAGACCACAUUUUCAACAGCCGUGACGUGAGUUUCGCACAGGCGGUUAAGCGGCAUACCAGUGGGCGCGGCGUGGAUGUCUUAUUAAACUCUCUCGCCGGCGACGCGUUAAGGGAAUCAUGGCACUGCGUCGCACGAUUUGGCCGAUUCGUUGAAUUGGGCCAAAAAGAUAUCGUUGGAAACACUGGACUGGACAUGGCGCCGUUUAUCAAGAACAUGUCCUUCCACUCUGUUAACAUGAUCGACCUUAUGGACCAUGACAUCCUCACCACGGCAAGGGUGUUCCGCGAGGUCAUGGGCCUGAUCCGUGCGGGUAUCGUAAAGCCUCUCACGCCGAUCACCACUAUGCCCUUCUCGAGGGUGGAAGAAGCUUUUAGACUCAUGCAGACUGGCAAACACGUCGGUAAGCUCGUGAUAGAAGCUGUGGAUGGUGAUGUCAUCCAAGCCAUCCCACCAGGUACGGCUCCAGUGCACUUCCAUCCUGAUGCAACAUACGUGAUCGUAGGCGGUACAGGUGGUCUAGGUGGCUCCAUCGCCAACUGGAUGGCAGAAUCUGGUGCAAAGAAUAUCCUCCUUCUGUCUCGUUCAGGGGCCAGCAAGGCAUCUGUCCCAGGCUUGUUAGCUCAACUCACUGGUCAAGGGGUCAAAGCAGACGCAUGGGCGUGCGAUGUAGCAGAUGAAAGCCAACUACUAGGAUGUCUAGAUAGAUGUAAGAUCGAGAAUUGGCCUGCUAUUCGUGGUGUCAUACAGGGUGCCAUGGCGCUUAGGGACGGUAUUUCUCAGACCAUGUCGUCGGACCAAUUCCUUGCUGCAACCCGAAGUAAGGUCCAAGGGAGCUGGAAUUUACACAGUUACCUACCCAACGACCUCGACUUCUUCGUAAUGCUUUCAUCUAUCGCCGGCAUUGGCGGCUCCCGUGGCCAAGGCAACUACGCAGCCGGUAAUACAUACCAAGACGCUUUAGCCCAUCACCGACGCAAGCUCGGCCUUAACGCGUGCGCCAUAGACGUCGGCAUGGUGCUAGGUGUCGGCUUCCUAGCCGAGGAGACGACAGAUUACCGCGUCUUCGAAAAUAUGCAGAGCUGGAUCGUCAUCGGUAUUUUAGAGAAGGAGUUCCUCAGCAUCCUACAAGCCGCCAUCACGGGCGAGAGCUUCAACGGCGCACGUGUGCCUCCACAGGUCAUCACCGGCCUCGGAACGGGUGGCAUACUACUACACGGCGCAAAGGAGGAGCCGUACUACUACAAGGACGCCAAGUUUGCGCACCUCGCAGAGGUCGACAUACACCAGCUCGCGAAGGUGACGCAUGAGGACACGGUGCAGCUGCGCGUGCAGCUCGCGCAGGCAAGCAGCCUCGAGCAGGCGACUGAUAUCGUCGCAGACGCCCUAGUGAAGAAGCUCGCCAAGUCUAUGAUGAUAGCGGCUGAGGACAUUGAAGUCACGAGGCCGGUGAGCAGCUACGGCGUCGACAGCUUACUUGCCGUCGAGCUACGGGCUUGGGUUUACUCGGAGUUGCAGUCGGAUAUCUCCGUGUUCGACCUGCUGAGCAAGACGGCGCUCACGUCGCUUGCGAAGAAGAUAGCCUCGGGCUCGAAGGCGAUGCCGGAUAUGCUGAGGGCUGAGGAGUAA